This is a messenger RNA of Leptosia nina, 1047 nucleotides long. The record is from the annotation of a GenBank genome assembly. NCBI's taxonomy places the organism in Eukaryota, Metazoa, Arthropoda, Insecta, Lepidoptera, Pieridae.
AUGGCGGAAAAUUGUGCUGUAGUUCUUCACGGACCGAAUGACCUGAGAAUUGAAAAGCUGCCAAUUCCAACAAUAAAUAAUAAUGAGGUCUUAAUAAAAGUGUCCUGUGUCGGAAUCUGUGGAUCGGAUCUCAAAAUCUAUUCGACGGGUCGAUGUGGGCAAGAAUCCGUUACAGAGCCUUUAAUUAUAGGACAUGAAGGAUCAGGAACCGUAAUAGAAGUAGGUUCUGCUGUAAAGAACUUCAGGGUUGGUGAUCGUGUGGCAAUUGAGCCCACCCAGCCAUGUAGAUCCUGCGAGUUUUGUCGCGGAGGCAGGUACAAUCUAUGCGAGAAUCCACACUACUGUGCUACUACAGGCGUUUCAGGAAACUUGUGUACCUACUAUAAACACGUUGAAGAUUUUUGUCACAAAAUACCUAAUAACGUAUCGAUGGAGGAGGGUGCAGCGGUACAACCUUUAGCGAUUGCGAUACACGCUUGUAAUCGCGCGGGAAUCAAACUCGGGAUGAAUCUUGUAAUAUUAGGCGCCGGACCCAUUGGGGUUCUAUGUGCUAUGACUGCUAAGGCGAUGGGCGCUGCUAAUAUAUUGAUAACUGAUAUAGUGGAAUCUAGACUAAAAACAGCUGUGAAAUUAGGAGUUGACUAUACUCUUUUAAUAAAAAAAGAAUACACAGACCAGCAGGUGGCUGAUAAAAUUUUGGAGCUGUUAGGAACAGCACCCAAUAUCACUAUAGACGCGUGUGGCUUUGCGUCAGCGCAGAGAGUUUCUAUGAUGAUAACGCGAACUGGUGGAACAAUAUUGGUGGUGGGUAUUGGUGCAGAAACAGUUGAAAUACCGCUUUCUAGAGCUUUGCUACGAGAAGUGAAUAUUAUUGGGGCGUACCGGCUUUUGAACUCGUACCCAGCGGCUUUAUCCGCAGUGUCAAGUGGGGCUAUAGACUUGAAGUCAUUUAUUACGCACCAUUUCACCAUGAAGGACACCAAAAGCGCUUUUGAAUUGGCUAAAACUGGAGAAGCCAUGAAAAUCAUCAUUCAUGUGUCAGAUUGA